AUGAAGCGGGCAAGGUUCGAUUCAUCCCAAGUCAGUCCGCCCAGCGAGUCGGCCGAACAUCAGCCGAAGGUCUCACGGAAGAUUCGAGCAUGUCAAGCAUGCCAGAACCGCAAAAUCAAAUGCGAUUUGGAGCCUGGGCAAGAGCAGUGCGCGCGCUGCGCCAGGCUUGGCCUGAAAUGCGUCGUCAACAAGAGCCUGCAGACGCUGUUGGACAGCGAAAACGAGUGGAAGAAGAACAUUGAGGCGCAGAUGCAGAGCCUCCAGGCGGCCCUGUCCGAGGUGCAAAGGGCGUUGAGCAUGCAUGUGCAUGUGCCGCGUCCGACGCCAGCUCAACUGCCGGGCUUGCAGGCGAGUGCGAGUGCCAAUAAUUUGAAUGCACAUGGCUUUCGAGGCGGUGGCCAUGGCCAUGGCCAUGGGCCGUCAAUGCCUGUGCAGCAGCCGCCACCCCAGACUCAUGUCGACGCGCCGGUGCCUGUGCCCAUUCGACCGACCGGCAUGACCAGGGAGAACUCUGUCGAGCCAGAGGCACCAGAGGCCGACGACCAGGCCAUGGUGAACGCGCCCAUGGCCAGCCUCUACGAGGUCACCAAGCUGCGUAAUGUCCGCAGCGACCCGUGGGCCCGGAUGCAUCGUCCCUCAAGUCCAUCGCAAAAGCCCGACUUUAUAUCCCAGGGAAAGUUCGACCUCCAGGAAGCAGAGCGGCUCUUUGCCAGGUUUCGGGAAACACUGAAUGCAUAUCUAUGGGGUGGCAUAGCUCUAGUUCACGACAGCUUAGAAGGCGCCAGAGCGUCAUCGUCUCUGCUCACCGCAGCAAUUCUCGCCGUGACCGCCUUGCAUGCUCAGGAUGACGGGACGUCCUUUGAUGUCUGCUACCCGAUCUUCCUCGAACUCGUCAGCCAGGCCAUGUUUGACCGCUAUCACUCGCUUGAUGAUGUGCGAGGACUGUGCAUUGGCGCCUUCUACUUGUCCGACCUGAGCUGGAAGUUGUCGGGGCUUGCCGUAAGAAUCGCCACCGAACUCAACCUGCACCAAUUCUGCGCCAUGGCCAUAGGAGACCGUCCAGAGUACGUCGAGGAGGCUAGGCUGUGGUACUUUUUGUACGUUUGCGAUCACCACUUCAGCAUUGCCUACGGCCGGCCGCCCGUGAUUAGCGAGAACUCGACGCUGUCCUGUCACGAAGACUUUUUGCGCUUGCCCGGAAUCACAAUGUCGGAUCUUCGCCUGCACAGCCAGGUCGGCGUGUUUAUCAUUCUCAGUCGAAUCUACCAUGUAUUCGGGCCCGACAGAUCGAGAAUGAUUGCCAACGACGAGUUUGAAAUCCUGCGGCGGUUUGACGUUGACCUGGCACGGUGGAGAGAUCAAUGGAAGCCUCGACUCGCACCAAACCCCCACAUCGCCGACUAUCCAGCCAAGGGCGUCAUACUGCACUACCAUUUUGCCCGGGUGCAGCUAUUUGCAAUAUGUCUUCGGGGUCUGCGGCCCAGUGAGCAAUUCAGAAUGUCUAAUGAGCGCCGUGAGCUUGUGAAUCUGGCUAUAUGCAGUGCAUUUGGAGCUUUGGAGCUCAUUCUCAACGACCCCGAUAUGAGGCGUGCAGUGCUGGGCGUGCCUCUGUACCUACUCACGACGAUUGCGUAUGCUUGCCUUUUCCUCAUGAAGGCUCAGACGCAAUGGCGGUCCGCAAACCUCAACAUUCGCCACGAGACCGUUGCUUCCACCAUAGAAGGCAUCAUCAUACUUUUAGAGGAGACCAGCCCUUGCGUCCGCCAUGUCGCGCACUACCUCGGUCGCGGGCUCAACGGCAUGCUCCAGAAGUUCAAAGAACACAACGCAAUGGAAAAGCAGCAGGUUCAGAAUGGACAACCCGUGCCGGUGUCAUAUGCUGAUGGUGGAGCGUGGCCCGAUUGGAACAGCUGGAUGUUUGGCACUGCAAACGUGCCGAACCAGUUUGGGUCGGACCAGGACCAACAGUAUGGGCUUAGCUUUUUGGACGCUCUGAGCUCACAAAUGCCGGGAUGA
Metarhizium robertsii ARSEF 23 is the source of this 2016-nucleotide messenger RNA. RefSeq names its product Zn(2)-C6 fungal-type DNA-binding domain protein. Gene Ontology annotation, biological process: regulation of DNA-templated transcription; DNA-templated transcription. Gene Ontology annotation, cellular component: nucleus. Gene Ontology annotation, molecular function: transcription cis-regulatory region binding; DNA-binding transcription factor activity, RNA polymerase II-specific; zinc ion binding. NCBI's taxonomy places the organism in Eukaryota, Fungi, Ascomycota, Sordariomycetes, Hypocreales, Clavicipitaceae. The record is from RefSeq and is a predicted model, not a curated record. The transcript is spliced from 3 exons. Bases 1 to 2016 code for a protein of 671 amino acids.